AUGGUAUACACGAGCCUUUUCUAUCGCGACUCCUCCGCCAGCCCCAGAAAUGUCUUCUUCUCCGGAAACCGCUUGGCGUUUGUCGCGCGACGAGGCAAAACCACAUGGAUCAGCAACCGCGAGUCGCAUGCUGCACACUACAUGGACAAGCGGGCCAGUGCGGUCAUGAUGGCGUACCUGCUAUUGUGCAAGCCGCUGGAGGAGCUGUUUGCUGAUGACUUGCAAGAUCGAGACGAAUUGAUCACGUCUUCGGCAAUAGAUCCCAAUUCCCUGACGGAAGAAGAGCAAGAUGAGCUCGAGGCCGACGCGAUGAAGGUCGAAGAUUCAAUCGAGCCAGACACUGUUGGCUCUGUUGACGACCAGCACGACGAUCUACGAGCGGCCAAGCCCUUCAUUGGGGGCGUUGAAUGUGGCACACUCUCAAAGCCAGCAUGCAGGCAGGACGGCACGGACGUCUAUGGCCGCACGCAGCUCGAUCACAAGUUUGUGUCCAGUGAAGCGCAGUACGGCCAUCAGUUUGUGUCUGAAGAAUGGCACAAGCUCAUGAAGCUGGUAGAUGUAGAGGAUCAGAUCCAAGCCGAGGCCGUGGAUGGACAGACCUGCGUGCAACAAGUGGUUCAUAAACAGGUGGUCAUCCAGUCGUCUCGGGUCAGGAACGCCAGCACACAGGUGCAAGCGACCGUGGGCACGCAAACAGAUCUCGAGGUUGAAGCCUGCCUUGAUGCUGAGGACGACAUUGACGAUAUCAUUGCCGGCGUGGAAGACAACAUUCGCGACUGGGAUCAGUAUCGAUUGGCACAGGCUGUGACUCGGCACGAGGCCCAGGACGGCUGGCUGUUGGCCGUGGCCCCGACUGGCAUGGGCAAGACGCGGUGUACACUCGCUCACCUCCAGCCACGCAAGGUCGUGGUGUGGAUAGUCCCGCUUCGUGAGCUUGCCAGAGACUGGUGCCGCCGCUUCGAGCAGGCUGACAUUGUAUCGCAGUGGGCUAAGAAUGAUGGCCGUGACAUGCAAGUCAACGUUCAAGUGAUUGUCAUGACGGUCGACUUUUUGGUUGGCUAUGGGAUGAGGUGGGUGCAAACUCUCGUGCAGCAGAAGCGUCUGGCCAUGCUGGUGAUGGACGAGGUUCACACAAUGCUCGUGGACACCAGCUAUCGAGGGAGUCUUGUUCGCUGCCCAAGCCGGCUGGACCAUCUUCGCCAAGACCCAUCUGUCAAGUGUGUGGGCCUGACUGGCACGCUUUGCCCCAAAGAUGAGCGGGCUCUGCUCCAACAGCUGGACAGCUGGAUUGCACGGAGGACGCUUCGUACCAGACCUUUCGUAUGCCAACCAUGCGAACCGAUCUUCGGCUAG
This is a messenger RNA of Monosiga brevicollis MX1, 1353 nucleotides long. RefSeq lists its product as uncharacterized. Lineage: Eukaryota; Choanoflagellata; Craspedida; Salpingoecidae. Gene Ontology annotation, biological process: double-strand break repair via homologous recombination. Bases 1 to 1353 code for a protein of 450 amino acids. Gene Ontology annotation, cellular component: chromosome; cytoplasm; nucleus. The transcript has 3 exons. Gene Ontology annotation, molecular function: nucleic acid binding; 3'-5' DNA helicase activity; four-way junction helicase activity. The record is from RefSeq and is a predicted model, not a curated record.